AUGGGUGAAUUUAAGCAUUUUGAUUUAAGUCAACAGUUCUUUACGUAUGUGCUAAAGUGUAAGGGAGUAGGGCGAGAAUAUGUGGAGUUAUUGUCGGAUAUUGUGACAAAAAAGCAUGAAAUCACCAUGAAAAGUAUGAACGUUACAUCUUGGCAUUAUCAAUCACCAGCGAGACGAGCUUUGAAGAGAAAUAGAUUAGGACCACCCGAUGUCUAUCCACAAGACGCUAAACAAGAAGAAGAUAAUUUAGGAGCGGAUCGUCUAAAAAAGGGGUACCAAGUUGCGGUAACAUCGUAUGAACAUGAAUCAAUUGUUUACAACGCUAAGGUACCACGUUUGGAUCGCUUGGAUGAUACCAUGUUGCGUUCAGCACAACUAGUGAUGCAAAUAAUGAACAAAAAGUUGGAGCUGAAUGCAAAUCUUGAUAAAGAACGGAAGCGUACUGGAAAUGGUUUAAAAGAUAGUAUCAGUAAUGGAAGCAACAGUGUGGGCAGUGGUCCACAGUCUUUUUUUCAGCAGUUUAGUCAUAAUGUUGAAAAAGCUAAGAGAUCGAAGGAACGAAACGAUUGGUUUGCUGAUUUGUCUCAUGGCAAGUGUCUAGGUUUAUUAGCCCGAAAGCUACCUUUUUUUCGUAGAAAGGAAGACGCUUUGGAGUACCUAUGUGAUUAUAAAAUCCCUGUGAAUCGAGCCUUGUGGUUUUUGAAGCUAAUUUCUGUGGGUGGUCAAGGAAACAAUAGCAGCGUUAACAAACAGAAAAAAUCCACAAGCGAUCAGUUAGCUUCUGAACUCGCCUCAGUAUUUACCAGAUACGUUAAGUUAAUGUUAACUCAAAUGAACGAUUGUGCCAAACUAGAAUCAAAUAUUGUUUAUACUGAUCGUUGGCCUCAUUUUGUAUAUAUAUGUAAACAUGCUUACGAAGAUGGGAUGAUUGAAAAGCAGGAAUUUUUGAUGGAUUUAUUAGAUAUAUUCAAUGACCGAUUUGUACAACCUAUUGCAAACUGUCACAGUGAUAAAUCAUUACUUCAUUCUAUUUUGCAACACGGAUCUGGGCUUCCAUCAAGUACUAAUUUUCACUACACUGCAUUAUUUCGUAUUUUCCUCUUAUUUAUUUGUCAAUAUACGGAUCAAAUUACACAAAAUAUUGUGUUGUCAAAAAGAUGUGCAUUUCUGACGUGCCGAAGGUUGGAAUUGUUUCGGGAUGAAGCAGAAGAACGAGAAGGAAGAUCAAUAGACUGUGCUGCUUUAUUUGAUGAUAUGCAACAGUGUAUCCAUCAGCGUGCAAUAAUUUUGACACUUUGUGGCAUGCUUUAUGCUAUACUUAUUGAUUGUCCUGCAUCUUUGAUAUGGAAUAAAUAUGAAGUAUCAUCGAAUCGUUUGCCUGCAAUGCUUCAUCAGUUAUGUGGGUCACCACUUGAUCAUCUACCUUGCCCUUUUGAAAGUCUUCCUUUGCCACCCGGUCAUGGUACUGAGAAGUUGCAUGAGUUCAUACAGCUUCGACUGGCAGAAGUACGAAGACGUUCUCGUGCCUGUGAAAAUAAAUGGUCAUUAAAUUUUGCUCAGAAAAAGGGUUUCGCUGCUACGGUACUGCAGUGUUUGGAAAUAGUUGCUGUGCUUGAUGCAGCACGUCUAGAUCAGCCUAACUGUAUCGAGAAAAUUUAUGCUGUUAUUUUCAAUGGACCAUCUAAAGAAAGUUUUGAACAUGAACAUGCGAUUCGCGUGAAGAUGCUCCUGCAGUGGGCAGUUACAAUGGAAAGAGAAGGGACAUACCGUGCCAUUCUUGUGGCGCAAUUACUUGCGUUUCGAGUUAAUCAUCGUAAAACUUUUAAAUUUGGUUCGUUGACUUUGCAAGAAAUAUUAUCCGAAUUUCUGGUAACAGAAGGUCCUGAUGUGGAGGGCACUGAUAAAAACCGCUUCUGCCAUGAAUUCGCAAAUCUGAUAUUGUUGUUCUUGGAAUUGCAACGUGCUGGUGUCUUCUCGCAUGAUUUUUAUGUAAAAGAGUUAAUUCGAACGGGAGAAAUGUUGGAAUAUGUGCCGCUGAUGCAAAAAAUUAAAAAGAGGGAAGAUGAUAAGCAAAAGCAGUCUCUGAAUACAUUUACUUCGUCAGCGCUUCCAUCUCAACCAACUGAAGCAACUGUAGCUUUUUCAACACCUACAUUAGCCGCAACGACUCCGCUUGUGACAAUGCCUCCUGACAUACCGGACGAGCAUCCAUAUUUAUGGAGAAAAGAUUUGUCUGUUCAUGAACGUUUGCUAAUACACUUACCUAUUCCACAGUCAGGAGAAUAUAGAAGUGAAUGUAAUCAAAGAUCUCUUCUGCUGUAUGGAAUUGGUGUAGAACGUGAUAACGCUAAAAUAGAAUUGAGGCGAUUUGCACGGGAAUUAACAAAAUUGUGGCAAAAGCGAAUUGUUGUUGAGUUUUCUUUCAAUAAACCUUUAGAAAUUCGAUUUAAAAAACGAGCUACGCGUUUCAGGUCUUGCACUUAUUAUGAUCAGUUGGUUCUUAGCGGUUGGUGUUGUGAGUCAUUUGUGCAAAUGGUUCAAGAUUUUGUAGAUGGACAUAGUUAUGUGUUACCUACUGCUGAAGGGCUGGAUAUUCUUUUAGAUAUGUGUGAGCAAGCGCAAAAUAUUGCUGGAAUCAUGGAACUUGCUGAAGAAUUGUUGCCUUUGUUGGUACUAGUUGAGAAGGUGCUUCAUGAACGUCGUGUCGAUUGUGUUCCGAGCAAUAUAUCAGCUCAGAUUGGUUUUGUUUUGACUGCGUACAUUUCUCACAAUUAUUAUUACUUCUUAUACUCUCAGAAUGCGUUCAACAUUGUGCAAGGACUUUAUCAAAUAAUCGAGACUCAACUAAAAUGUCCGGACUCAUGUUUGACUGGUUGGAGUCGCACAAUUGCUGUGUUUGUGCUUGAUGCAAAAAAGCAGCUCAUUGAAACUGGUUUGUGCAAUCGCAAAAUUGAGGCGAAACGUGAACUGUUAAAACGUGUACUGCCACCAUGGAAACCUGUACUCAGCUCUACAGACAAAAAUGCAUGCACAGGACAGCGAUAUGCGUACAAUGCUAGCACUUUCAAAGAGCUGCUGGAAGAACCAAAGCGUUUUUUUUCUUUCAAUGAAUACCGGCGUCUACAUGGCAUAAUUGAUGGAACGGAUGAUGCUCGUUACAGUUUUGUUGUGAGUGCAUUGCUUGCAGCAGCACGAAGUAAAAACAGCGGAAAUGGAAAUGAGGGCACAGGUGGAACAAUAGGAGAACGAUCCACUGGAGAUCGGUUGGUAGAAUUGGCAAAUAUUUGUGGACAUGUAAGUGCACAAGCAGCUCAAACAGAAAAACAUUUGGAUUGGUGUGGUGCUCUUCAAGCACUAUGUUGUUCAAGUUUACAGGGCGGGACCUCAAAUUUUCCUGAUCUAUUAAUGGAAAUAAAUGUGGAAGACUCAACAUGUCAUUAUAAUAUCGCUACUUUUUAUAUGUUGUUGGCAGGACGAAGCUGUUUCAGCAUUAAUGCACUGGUUCAUCAGUUAUUGCAUACUGCACUUAAGUCAUUGCUGAACUGCGGAAUUGGUAAACCUCCCGAUGCUGAUGCUGAAGCAGGCGUUUGCUUAGCGCUUCUAGUAUUGACUAAUAUUGUAUGUCAAAACGAUCAACCCAUAAUUUUGUCACCACAAUACACUGGAGAGCGGAUCAUUUCAAAUAUCAGUAAAGCAGAUCGAUGGAUUUUAACGGAAAGUCAUCUUCAUGAUGUAGGAGAUGAAGUUUGUUCCCUGCUAGUAACAAUAUGCAUGAUUGCUGAUUACACUAUGAACAAAUUGAGAGAUCGGUAUUCAGAUGAUAAUAAGUCUGUGGAUCAACGUGCAUUUCGUCGUGAGUACAUCUCUGAACUGUCUAAAGGAGUACUAACAGCAAUGUGUGAACAAGAGUGGGUCACGCAGAGGAUUUACAAACGUUGUGAGGAUGGUGCAAUGGAUUGUUUUUCUUCACAUCAGCUUCGAAAGAACUGUUUGGGUCAGCAGUUACUACGUAUGGCUUUGCGGAGACGUAGUGAACGUGAAAUUGUGAAGGAAUUAACCAUUUGUAAUGGUAAUAGUAAGAAGUCGCUGAUUGAUAAAUUGCUCAGUAUUUCACCAGAAGGCUGUACAAGUAAGCAUGCUCAGCAAGGUGCAAUCGCUGCAGAUGCUUUACUUGGUGAAAUGGGCAAAUGUUGUCGAGAUUUAUUCACUCAUUCUCACAAAUCAGAUAAAAAAUUACCACCGGCUGCUGUAGGAAAAGCAUUUAGGUUGAAGGAUAUUACAGCUUACUGGUUGAUAAGUCCCUUAGUGCAUGUCUGUCCACGACCAGGAAAUUUGCCAGCUUCAUUUCCAGCAAUAACUGUUCAAGGAAAAUUUCUCAAAGAAGCAGCGGCAAUGCUAGAUACUUCUUCAGAUAACAGCAAAGAAAAAAUACAGCAAAGUGCAUGGCUUUUGAGUCAGGAACCAUUCCUGAACCUCGUACUGACAUGUUUAAAUGGUGAAGAGCAGCAGCGUGAUGGCUUAGUGGGAUCAAUGCUCAAACAACUUCAGGAUUUGGCUUUGAAAGCAAAGGAAAAUCCUCUGUUACCUUACUUGCGUAUAUUCUCUUUGGAACGUGAAGGAGUGUUGUUGCGUAUAUCACUGGUUGGAGGGAUGUUUGAUUCAGUAUGUCACCCCUCGAAUUGUGAUACUUGGGCAUUGACACUUUUUCAGCUAAUGUUGUAUGGAGUUGUUUCAAGGGAAAGAGAUAGGUAUUUAUUCGAUUCAUGUUUUGAUAUGUUAUCAACGUUAUUAGUUUGGUCAAUUACUGACCCAAUGAAUGCAGUUCCAGUAAAUCCUCAAGAUACGGAUACGAAAUAUCGAUUUGCUAUCUAUUCUGUGAUCGUUAAAAAAUUGCGAAAAGAGCUGAAUGAACAUGCGUUGAUUCCGGAACUUCGAUCACUUAUGCAGUUCUUACCAAUUCCUAAACCGCAGUUCGAAUUAAUUACUUGUGAACCAUAUGGUACUAUUCCGACAUCGCCUCAGAAAAUUGGAAAGAGUCAGUCACAAGGACAGAUUAAUCAAUCUACAAUUAAAGCUAGUCGUCGUGGCUUACAAUUCGCCGAAAAAGUUAAAUUAUCAGCCUACGACAUUAUACAAUAUCUGAAUGUUGACUUUGCUUUUCUAAAGCGCUCUUGGAAUUGGUCAAUGCUGCAGGCCGUAAAACUAGAUCGUGUACCCAUUCCUGUUCAGCGAUACAUUCAGCGUCUUGUUCAUCACUCUCAUUAUAAUGAAUUUUAUUAUUAUGAAUUCAGAAAAGUUAUCAGUUUUUGUAGACCACCUAACUUGGAUAUUUAUCUUUCACCACCACUGAUGGAUGUAUCGGAAACUCCAGCUGCACUACAUCACGUUUCUUCCAGUACUUCUACUUCUACAACCACAUCGACUAAUUCUGCGAAUGUGCCAGUUUCUGCAGGAGGUCCUACGGUAGAUAUAAAUUCAGCGCUUGGACAAGGAGCACAAGGUCGUCCUAUGGGUUAUCAACCAAAUUCUACAUCUGGUUGUGGACAACCUAUCCCUGAUGGAUCUGCAUCAUCUGCUGCCGGAGCAGGGAUAGUAUUCCCAGGACAAGGUGGUCCGAUGCCAGUGCUUUCAGAUUUAGCAGUACGAGGUCAGAACAGUUCAUCACCAAGAGGUGCACGAGGCGGUCGUCGCAAAGCAACAGGUAUUUCUACACGUUCUCAAGGUACAACUCGUAAGCAACGACAGCAACGGCAACAGACAGUAGAUCAGUUGGCUGUAGCAGCAGCUGCUGCAGCUGCAGCUGCUGCGCAGCAGCAACAACAAAUGACUGCUGUUGGUCCAUCACCUCAAGCAACUUAUCCAGGAACUUGGACUUCUGCUGGUCCACAACAGGCACUGGGGCAACAGUUUGCUGCGCCACCUUCAGCACCUUCUGCUGUUGGUCCGCCAGGUGUUGCGAUAAAUAACCAAACGGCAGAAGAUUCUAAAAUGAAGAUCCAUUCGAUGAUAUUGCAGAAGCGACAGGCACAGGCAGCCAGUGGUGUCGGUCCUGCGCAACAGGGUGCAAGUGCAGGUGGACCUCAGUCAGCUAUGCAAGAUGUUAACGGUAAUACAAUACUUAUACUCGGUUGUGCAACAUAUCAAAUGGCUGGAGGGUCUGUACAGUAUGGUGGAGGUAUGCUGAUGAAAAUGGAAGCUGGUCCAAUGCCAAUGGCGGAUCAUAGCCAACAACAACAGCAGUAUGCUCAGCAGCAACAGUUAAUUCAAAUGCAGCAAGGUAAAAGCGUGCAUUUUCUUCCACUAAAAUCAAUUUUUGUAGAUCCUCAAGCAAAUUCUCAAUACGUUGUUCAUCACCAGCAACAGCGGGGUAUGCCUUACGGGCAGCAGUCUGUGCAGCAAGCAGUUUAUGAUUCUAGGUUACAAUUUUAA
Thelazia callipaeda (thelaziosis nematode) is the source of this 6429-nucleotide messenger RNA. The record is from the annotation of a GenBank genome assembly. NCBI's taxonomy places the organism in Eukaryota, Metazoa, Nematoda, Chromadorea, Rhabditida, Thelaziidae.